UCCAUCCACCACUUCGUUUUUGCUUCUUGCGUCCAGCUUUGAUAUGCCGGUCAUACCAUCAUUCGUCUUUUCACGAGCUACUGAAUCCAACGAGAACAACGCGUAUGGUUAUAUCCCUACUCUCUGGAUUUGUGCUCUUUUUGUUUCAUUAUACGGACUAUCUACUCUGAUUCAUACCGGACAAGCUAUCUAUUACCGGCUAUGGUGGCUUUUCCCGACUGCGGUGCUUGCUGGUCUUGGCGAGAUCCUAGGAUGGUCUGCCAGGCUAUGGAGUAGCAAGAAUGUGGAUGCCGCUAAUCCCUUCUUGAUACAGAUAUCGACAACUAUUAUCAGCCCAACGCCUCUAGUCGCUGCGAACUUUAUCAUCCUUGGCAAGGUUAUUGCCCUCUUGGGCCCGCAAUACAGUCGCUUAACACCCAGGUGGUACACGACUGUGUUCCUUACUUGCGACAUCGUGGCUCUCGUCGUACAAGCGUAUGGUGGUGGAACUGCCACUGGCACUCAUCCCGUCCUCGGAGGCAAUAUCAUGCUCGGAGGCAUUGUUUUCCAGCUAGUCGCCAUCACGAUCUACACCCUCCUUGCCGCCGAGUUCCUAUUGAGAGUCCUGAGGGAUAGGCCGAUUCGGGCAGCCCCGCCCGUACCCGUCGUGCUCGAAAAGUUGCCUUCGGAUAGCAGUGUUCGAGGGUUCCUGCCGACCGUACAGCAGCCGAAGCUUUAUGGAAAGCUGCGUUUGAUGGUAAUUGGCCUGUGCAUCAGUACUGUGGUUAUCUACAUCCGAUCUAUAUACCGCACGAUAGAGCUCUCAGACGGUUGGAACGGACGUGUUAUCCACACUCAAGUAUACUUCAAUGUUUUGGACGGCGCCAUGAUCACGAUUGCUAUGUUUACCUUGAACUUUUUCCAUCCCGGGCGGCUACUCUCAGGCGGUCACACGGCAAUUUUGAGUCCCCCAGAGACGCCAAAAUACAACUGACGGAGCUUACGACUCAUGUACGGUCUUACCUUUAGAAUACUCAUCGCAAUGGACGAUUAUAUCAAUACGUGGAUCACGUAUACUCAUAGCCGAGCAUCGAUCAGUAGCAUUGAUAACUCUUGAGUGAAAGG
Punctularia strigosozonata HHB-11173 SS5 is the source of this 1104-nucleotide messenger RNA. RefSeq names its product RTA1-like protein. Gene Ontology annotation, cellular component: plasma membrane; fungal-type vacuole. The record is from RefSeq and is a predicted model, not a curated record. Bases 44 to 973 code for a protein of 309 amino acids. The transcript has 11 exons. NCBI's taxonomy places the organism in Eukaryota, Fungi, Basidiomycota, Agaricomycetes, Corticiales, Punctulariaceae.